Pieris napi is the source of this 866-nucleotide messenger RNA. RefSeq lists its product as uncharacterized. The coding region runs from base 161 to 784 and encodes 207 amino acids. NCBI's taxonomy places the organism in Eukaryota, Metazoa, Arthropoda, Insecta, Lepidoptera, Pieridae. The record is from RefSeq and is a predicted model, not a curated record. The transcript has 4 exons.
CAGGAAAUCGAACUCGUUACACACCAUGUGCCCAGCAAGAUAAGCUACUAAGAUGUCCAAUCAACCAAGAAAAACAAGUCGAAGGUUUUGCGCGCGGAAAUACGUUAAAAUAAAUUGAAGGUAGUUAGUAUCUCAGUUCAUUAUAGAUAGUUCCACGAAGAUGAUCUGUAUUUUAUUGUUGUUCUUUGUUUGCGUUAACAGUUUGAAUCAAAAUGUUACCUGUCCAUAUAUUACUCCUAGGGAAGUAGAUUUAAAAGAGUUAGAUGGAAAAUGGCACAUAGCAGCAGUUGCAACAGAUUUAGAAAUAGAAGGAGAAUGCGCGACCAUCCUCUUUAAUCAUAAAAGCAACAACACGACGGACGUGUCAAUCAGUUGGAUUGUAAACAACUCAGUUAGCUUCUACAAUGGGUCUGUGGCUUUGACUGUAGAUGACAGCGGUGGUGACUUGUUGCUAGUAACCUACACGGAUCAGAAAUCAGAAACGUAUUCAAUAUUGGAUGUAAAUUACGAGCACUAUGCGGUAAUAUUUGCAUGUUACAACAAUUCAGAUGGAAACAGCAGUACUUAUGAACUAUGGAAACUCACAAGAAUGCCCCAUGUGAAGAAAAUGGAUGCAACAAAAAUCGACCAAGCGAUUGCCAAUUACAAGUUGGAGGAAACGCCCUUAUUACACUUUAAUAAUACAGAAGAUACGUGCAGAAUUAAUAGCGGGAGCCUUUUAAGUCCUGCUUCAUUGAUUCUUACGUCUACAGCUGCUAUCACACUGUUUAGGCGGUUAUAUUAAUUUAAUUAAUAACUAGCUGACACGGCAAACGUUUGUUUUGCCAUGUAUAUUAUUUCUAGGAAAAAAAAUUUUAGUUCAAUAA